Messenger RNA from Clavispora lusitaniae ATCC 42720, 489 nucleotides. The record is from RefSeq and is a predicted model, not a curated record. Lineage: Eukaryota; Fungi; Ascomycota; Pichiomycetes; Serinales; Metschnikowiaceae.
AUGGCGGAUACCGGCGGUUUUUCGAGACCCACCGCAGUCUCUGCCAACCGCAGGGAUACGUGGAAAUGCGUGACAUCAAGCACCGCGCCACAUGCGAGACCCAGAUGCACCGGGUACUUCAGGCGGCCAAGCUCACGCGCGCGCGCCUGUUCCACCACCCUCCACGACGCUGUUCCCUGCAUGCGCGCCUGGCGUCAUGCAGUGCUUUUGACCCACCUUCGCCUCUUGCGCGCAAACGUUCGACCAAACUACGCCGCGCCGAUCUGUUGGCGCCGCCCGCCGCAUUGUUCCACCGCGCGCUGCUGCUGCUGGCGCUGCUUGCACUGCUGCUGCUGCUGCUCUGCUCCGAACCUUCGUCAUUCGCGUUUCUGUCGAGCGACCUGCUCAUCGAGUCAGUGGCUACGCCGACCGGAGACACAGAUCUAUUUGAUGGGAAAUCAGAUUUGGAACGAAGUUUCACAUUCCCCAGCAGGCCGCGGCUUGCCUUAG